AAAACCGAGUUGGUAUAUAGUGGUAUUUAUUUUGAGGCCGCAUGGUAUUUUUCACCGUCUGUCGCGCGGUCACACCGGCAUCUUUCUUUUCUGCGCACCACGUUUCCGAUUCGACGUCAAAAUGAAUGCGACCCUUCCGAUUUCCAAGAAACGCAAGUUCGUUUCCGAUGGCAUCUUCAAGGCUGAAUUGAACGAGUUCCUGACUCGCGAACUCGCCGAGGAUGGCUACUCCGGCGUGGAGGUCCGUGUGACCCCCUCCCGCACUGAGAUCAUCAUCAUGGCCACCAAGACCCAGCAGGUGCUGGGUGAGAAGGGCCGUCGCAUCCGGGAGCUGACCGCCAUGGUGCAGAAGCGUUUCAACUUCGAGACCGGACGCAUUGAGCUGUACGCCGAGAAGGUUGCCACUCGUGGUCUGUGCGCCAUUGCCCAGGCUGAGUCGCUCAGGUACAAGCUCACCGGAGGACUGGCCGUCCGUCGUGCUUGCUACGGUGUGCUCCGUUACAUUAUGGAGUCCGGAGCCAAGGGCUGCGAGGUCGUCGUGUCCGGCAAACUGCGUGGUCAGCGUGCCAAGUCGAUGAAGUUCGUCGAUGGCCUGAUGAUCCAUUCGGGAGAUCCGUGCAACGACUACGUCGAGACCGCCACCCGUCAUGUGCUCCUGCGCCAGGGAGUGCUCGGUAUCAAGGUCAAGGUCAUGCUGCCCUACGAUCCCAAGAACAAGAUCGGCCCCAAGAAGCCGCUGCCCGACAAUGUGUCCGUUGUGGAGCCCAAGGAGGAGAAGAUCUACGAGACGCCCGAGACGGAGUACAAGAUCCCCCCGCCCAGCAAGCCACUGGACGAUCUGUCCGAGGCGAAAGUUUUGUAAACCUAGUUUUACUGUUCAUCCAAUGAGCGACUAGCUGAAAGAGUUGCCCUCAAAUACAACAAAACGACAGAAACAAAACAAAAACACAUAAUUCAAUAAACAAAAUCACUAAGUAAUAA
This is a messenger RNA of Drosophila teissieri, 981 nucleotides long. It is a transcript of the gene RpS3, whose product is annotated as 40S ribosomal protein S3. NCBI's taxonomy places the organism in Eukaryota, Metazoa, Arthropoda, Insecta, Diptera, Drosophilidae. The coding region runs from base 122 to 862 and encodes 246 amino acids. Gene Ontology annotation, molecular function: RNA binding; structural constituent of ribosome. Gene Ontology annotation, biological process: translation; positive regulation of apoptotic signaling pathway. The record is from RefSeq and is a predicted model, not a curated record. The transcript has 2 exons. Gene Ontology annotation, cellular component: nucleus; cytosolic small ribosomal subunit.